CAGCGAUUGAGCAGGGCGGAAGACACACCUGUGUAAAAAGCAGGUGAGCAGGGAGUUUGGAUACGACGGACUAAAAGGAUUUUAAUUGAGUGUCAGCAGCAGCACUAAAGGUGAAUUGCAAAGCUCUUGUCCGAAAAUGGAAUUUGAUAAUAUAAGGUCUUCAGCCGCACUCAUUUAUGAUGAGUUCAUCCAAAAUGCAGACUCGCGGACGGGGAACUGGCUGCUUAUGUCGUCUCCUCUCCCCCAAACGAUCAUCAUUGCAGCGUACAUUUACUUCGUCACGUCGCUGGGGCCUCGGAUAAUGGAGAACCGCAAAGCUUUUGACCUCAAAGGAGUUCUCAUUGUCUACAACUUCAGCGUGGUUGCUCUCUCACUCUACAUGUGCUAUGAGUUUGUGAUGUCGGGAUGGGGCACAGGAUACUCUUUUCACUGUGACCUGGUUGACUACUCUGACUCACCACAGGCCAUGAGGAUGGCGUCAACAUGCUGGCUUUACUACUUCUCAAAGUUCAUUGAGAUGUUGGACACAAUCUUCUUUGUCCUGAGGAAGAAGAACAGCCAGGUGACAUUUCUUCAUGUCUACCAUCACUCCAUCAUGCCCUUCACCUGGUGGUUUGGAGUUCGUUUUGCUCCAGGUGGUCUGGGGACAUUCCAUGCCCUGCUCAACUGUGUCGUCCAUGUUAUCAUGUACACGUACUAUGGCCUGACUGCUAUGGGCCCCAAAUACCAGAAGUACCUGUGGUGGAAGAAAUAUCUCACUACCAUUCAGCUGAUCCAGUUUGUUAUGGUGACUAGCCACAUCUCCCAGUAUUUCUUCAUGAAGGACUGCCCCUACCAGUUUCCCAUCUUUAUCUACAUCAUCGGCCUGUACGGCCUGAUUUUCCUGUUCCUCUUCCUCAACUUCUGGUACCACGCCUACACCAAGGGCAAGAGGCUGCCUAAAGUGCUGCAGGCUCAGACGUGGGCACACCACACCAACGGAGUUAUGAAUGGAAACGCCAGUCACGAAAAAGAUGAGUGACGCAUGACUGAGCUGAUCGAGGGUUUCAGGGUUGACCUCAUUUACGUAAGAAAACCACUGUGGUAGUCUUAAGAUUCAACUCCAAUUUAUAUGGACUUUUUUUUUUUUUUUUUUUUUUUAUAAUACUUUUCUACUUGCAACUGCAAAAGACAAUCUGUAAAUUAUCACCAAAGGUAUACUUAAGACCUAAGCUGUAAACUGGAGGGUUUUGUUAUCUUCAUUUACACUGAAGGCAAAGCUCAAGUUCUGCUAUAGAAAUACCUAAAUGUCCCUCUCUUUUCUGCUCGUUUAAAAAAAAAAAAAAAUUCAAGAAGUCGACUCCUACUAUUUA
Toxotes jaculatrix (banded archerfish) is the source of this 1352-nucleotide messenger RNA. RefSeq names its product ELOVL fatty acid elongase 7a (gene elovl7a). The record is from RefSeq and is a predicted model, not a curated record. Gene Ontology annotation, cellular component: endoplasmic reticulum membrane; endoplasmic reticulum. NCBI's taxonomy places the organism in Eukaryota, Metazoa, Chordata, Actinopteri, Toxotidae. Gene Ontology annotation, biological process: sphingolipid biosynthetic process; fatty acid elongation, monounsaturated fatty acid; fatty acid elongation, polyunsaturated fatty acid. The transcript is spliced from 8 exons. Gene Ontology annotation, molecular function: fatty acid elongase activity. Bases 137 to 1021 code for a protein of 294 amino acids.